AUGGCUACACAAGCACAGCCAACCCGACGUGGUGCUCUCAUUGUCGUAGAGGGUCUCGACCGCGCCGGUAAAUCAAGCCAGUGUGAGAAACUACGAGACUAUCUGUCGCAACAAGGGAGUCCGGUCAAAUACAUUCGAUUCCCAGACAGGACCACGCCCAUCGGCAAAUUAAUUGAUAGCUAUCUACGCGGCUCAUCCCACCAAGACGAUCACUCCAUCCACCUCCUAUUUUCUGCAAACCGCUGGGAAGUUGCAAAGAGCAUCGAAGAAGAAAUCGCAAGCGGGACCACGGUCAUUGUAGACCGCUACUCAUAUUCCGGCGCCGUCUACUCCGCGGCAAAGGCAAACCCCACUCUGUCAUUGGAAUGGGCCUGGCAGCCAGAGAUCGGCCUUCCUCGUCCCGAUCUUUGCCUUUUCCUCAGUAUCUCCCCCGAGGAGGCAGCAAAGCGAGGUGGGUUUGGUGCGGAGAGAUAUGAGAACGAGACCAUGCAGACCCGCGUGCGAGAGCUCUUCCGAACCAUAUUUGAGAAGCAGAAUGGCGUUUCGAUCAUCGAUGCUGGAAAGUCUAUCGAUGAAGUCGCAUCGGAAAUCCAAGGUGCUGUGGCUGGUUGCAUCGCGCGUAUGGAUGCGACUGCGCCUCUGGGGAAGUUGGGCCCUCUUGUCUAA
Molecule: messenger RNA, 666 nt
Organism: Penicillium olsonii
Lineage: Eukaryota; Fungi; Ascomycota; Eurotiomycetes; Eurotiales; Aspergillaceae
Source: the annotation of a GenBank genome assembly